This is a messenger RNA of Merops nubicus (carmine bee-eater), 1580 nucleotides long. RefSeq names its product ring finger protein 165 (gene ARK2C). Gene Ontology annotation, molecular function: zinc ion binding; ubiquitin protein ligase activity. The record is from RefSeq and is a predicted model, not a curated record. The annotation marks the transcript as partial. NCBI's taxonomy places the organism in Eukaryota, Metazoa, Chordata, Aves, Coraciiformes, Meropidae. Gene Ontology annotation, biological process: motor neuron axon guidance; positive regulation of BMP signaling pathway. The transcript has 7 exons.
GUGCUCCUUUUCAAAGGUCUCAGCAUCCUCAUGCUACCUCCUGCCGACAUUUCCACCUGGGUCCCCAGCCUCAGCUCUCCGCUGACUUCGCCCUGCCUCACGCGGUGCAGCCCCAGCCAGGGCUGACCCCCCACAUGGCCCCCACGCACCAGCACAGCGGACCCCUGCACCAGACCCUGGCCCCAGUGCCCGCCCUGCCCUUCCAGGACGUGGCUGGACCCUCCUUCCUACCUCAGGCGCUUCACCAGCAAUACCUCCUCCAGCAGCAGCUCCUCGAGGCACAGCACCGCCGGCUCAUGCCCCACCCCAGGCGGGCUCAAGAGCGCAUGUCUGUUCAGCCUCACCGUCUACACCCCAGCUUUGACUUCAGCCACCAACUACAAACUCCACAACCCAUAGGGACCCAGCCCAGGUAUUUAGCUGAAGGCACGGACUGGGACCUCAGCGUCGAUGCAGGGCUGACUCACACCCAGUUCCAGGUCCGGCCGGUCCCUCAGCCCUAUCAGCAUUACUUAGCUACCCCUCGGAUGCACCAUUUCCCCAGAAGCACAUCCUCCACACAUAUGGUUGUUCAUGAAAUCAGAAAUUACCCUUAUCCUCAGCUUCAGCUACUUGCUCUUCAGGGACUGAACCCCAGCAGGCACACAUCUGCUGUGCGGGACAGCUAUGAGGAGCUGCUGCAGCUGGAGGACAGGCUGGGCAGCGUGAACCGGGGUGCCGUCCAGAACACCAUUGAGAGGUUCACCUUCCCCCACAAGUACAAAAAGAGAAGGCCACAGGAGGGUAAGGCUGAGCAAGAGGAUGGGGAGGAGUCGGAUACCGAUGAGAAAUGCACAAUCUGUCUGUCCAUGCUUGAAGAUGGAGAAGAUGUCAGACGGCUGCCCUGUAUGCAUCUCUUCCACCAAGUGUGCGUGGACCAGUGGCUGGCCACCAGCAAGAAGUGCCCGAUCUGCAGGGUGGACAUUGAAACACAGCUCGGCUCAGACAGCUGAAAGGACUGGCUGGACACACCAUUUUUCCUUUCCAGGUCGUAUGGCCAUAAACCCUUGCAGCAAAAUUUUUGCCUUCUGAGCCAUUUGAUUGAGAGGAAAAGUCUGCAAGCAUGUUAGCAGAGGAGGAGGAGGAGGAGGAGGAGGGGGUGGUACAAUAUCUAGUGGUAGGAGAUAUUGCACAUAACGCAGGAUACGGGCCCGCUGAAAGGGAGCUGGCAUUCCCAGAGCUCAGAGACCCCGUGCUGCAGAAGAUUUAGUGUUGAACAUGAGUGAAGUGUUUGGUGUAGUCUGGCCUGUCAAUCCUGCAUUUCAUGAGGAUUGUAUAUAUACCUCUUGAAUACGUAGACACAUGUUAGGGGUCCUUUAGCUAUUUCUAUGGAUGGCAGCUGGAGCAUGUUAGCUUAAGAAAUGUUGUGUUUGAUGCCCUACUCAUCUUGUGGUGGACAUGUUGCUGUUACCUAAUUUGCACCAAAUAUUUUUUCAUAGAUUCCUUAUUUUGGUGCCUGAUUAAUACAUUGCAGAUGGGGAAUAAAGAGGUUAAGCUUUCCUACCCUUGGAGAAGGGGGGGAAGAGGUGAAAAAGCAAAAU